Molecule: messenger RNA, 1158 nt
Organism: Saprolegnia parasitica CBS 223.65
Lineage: Eukaryota; Oomycota; Saprolegniomycetes; Saprolegniales; Saprolegniaceae
Exons: 13
Coding region: 1-1158 (385 amino acids)
Source: RefSeq, a predicted model, not a curated record
AUGUCCAAGCUCUCGGCGCUUUGGUUGACCGCUUUUCUUGCCGUCACGGUGCAGGCGCAACAGCUGCAAGGUCGCUGCACCUCCAACGCCGACUGCGCCGCGGACGCAGCGUGUGUGACGGUCGACACGGGCCGAUCGGCCUUUGCCAAGUGCACGGCGCAGCAACCGCUCUGCGGAGGCGUCACGUUUGGCCACUGCCCGUCGCAGGACGCGGAGAUCGGGUCGCUCAUGUGUCUUUUCGUCGAAUCCGAUAAAAUUCGCAACAUCAACUGCUGCACGUCGACGUCGGGCCAGGUGCUCGUUCCUGCCCCCGACGGCAGUGUCGUGUUGUCGUCGACAUCGACGUCGACAACGACGACGACCGCAACGACAACGACGACGUCGAACAACGGCAACACGACGACACCGGCGAUCGUCCGGCGGCUGCAGGAAGCGUCCUCCAACUGCCUCAACUGUUACAAGCCCAAAACAAGCAACAAGACCAUUGCGGGCUCGUUCCAGUGUGUCUUGAAAGGGCAGUGCAAGGACCAAAGCGCGUUUCCUGCAGUCUGUGACACGGGCUUGAGCUGCUCGACGGGCCCGACGGGUUCAAACCAACUCUGCAAUAACCACGGCACGUGCACACCCACGGACUCGGACGCACCGGAAGCCAAAUACCGCUGCUUGUGCGAUGUCGGCUUUGGCGGACGCUUCUGCGACAAGGUGCUCUCCAACAAGUGUGUCGCCGACUGCGGCCUUGGCGGCACCUGCGAAGAGGGACAAUGCAAGUGCAACUCGGGGUACUCUGGUAACCAGUGCAUGAGCUGCACGAGCGACCUCGCCUGCAACUCGAUCAACUUGGGCGGCAAGUGCAACCUCGAGACCAAUACGUGCACGUGCAACAAUGGGUUUGGCGGCAACUUUUGCACCGUCACGGGUGACGCGACAACGCCGAAAACCAAUACGUGUCUGGCCACGGACGCCACGCGCCCGAAUUGCGGAACCCUCGGUCUCUGCGUCGACAGCGCAUGCUACUGCAAGGGUCAGUGCGUUGGCGCGAUUUGCACCAAGUGCACAAAGCCUGGUUGCACCGAUUGUGUCAAGAGUGCUGCAGCGACGCAAGGGCCGUCGUUGCUCCUUGGCGCGGCAGCCAUGGCCGCGGCGUGGGCUCGCCUCUAA